Rhizophagus irregularis DAOM 181602=DAOM 197198 is the source of this 402-nucleotide messenger RNA. NCBI's taxonomy places the organism in Eukaryota, Fungi, Glomeromycota, Glomeromycetes, Glomerales, Glomeraceae. The record is from RefSeq and is a predicted model, not a curated record.
AUGAAAUUUCUAAAGCAAUACUUUAGAAACAAACCAGUUGAUUAUUAUGAAUUUGAAGAACUAAUACUACAAAGGGUUUGUGAAACAGUUGGUUUAUUAGUUCAUACUGAUUAUGAAUUAUCAUAUAAAUCAAGAAAAAGGAAUAGGAGCUGGUACUAUUUAGAAGAGGAAGAUUUUGAAGAAUUUAUAAAAGAAUAUUAUAGGUUAACUAGCUCUAAUAAGAAACAUUUAAUAUUAGAUGAUGGUGAAGAAUCUAUAAGUGAAGAAAAUAAGAUUACGCCACCUUCAAAACAAAAAAAGAAAACUUCCGUUCCUAAAGAAUCAAAUUUGGAUGAGAUCGAUCUUAUGAAGGGGGAAAUUCACAAGAAACUCAAAGAAAAGCAUGGAUGUGAUAUCCCAUAA